GACGGUGACAUUGUGCUCCCCUCGUUGUCACGUGCUGUGGAAUAUGCUGGCUGCUUUUGUUGUGCCACUGCCUGUUCUGCUUUUCUGGCACUUUCAUACAAUGGUGCACUUGAGCACCGGGAUGCUAUUAAGCCUUUCAGACUACUACAGCUUGAAUUCCAGCUCUCAGGAAAGACAAACAUCCCAAUGUAGGAUACAUGGCACAACACGCAUCGUCAAGAAACAGCAACAAGGAUCAAGUGUAAGACCGGAAACAAGGCAAUGUCUCAGCGAGCCGAGUCCUCCCAAUGUGGCGGCGUUGUGGUCGAGUUCGAGCCUGACGACAUCAGGAAUGCGAGAGCCAAAAAAGCCACGAGCAUACCAGGUUCAGCGCUUAUCUACCUCAAGGGUCCCAAGUUCCUCAUCUAUGUCAGUGGAGCGUUGUCAAUGUGGGGUGACCGAAUGUGGCACUUUGCCAUCUCUGUGUUCCUGAUUGAGCUGUACGGACGUAACUUGCUGUUGACUGCCGUGUUCGGCUUGGUGGUGGCCGGCUCGGUGCUCCUGCUCGGAGCUUUGAUCGGGGACUGGGUUGACCGCAAUCCCAGGAAUAAAGUUGCACAUGCGUCUCUUUUCAUCCAGAACAUCUCAGUGACAAUUUGUAGCAUUGUGCUCAUGUUGGUCUUCUCAUAUAAGCAAAGGAUUGAGCAGAUCUGGGACGGCUGGCUUACUGUGGUUUGUUAUACGGUGGUGAUCGUCCUGGCAGAUGUGGCAAACCUCGCAAGCACUGCGCUGACCAUCGCCAUCCAGAGGGACUGGAUCAUUGUCAUCACCGGUUACAACCGAGGCCACCUGGCCGGUAAGACGACUCGCUCUCGCACACGGUCGUGGUGGGCAGCAUUAACCUUGGCUUCCUCGAUUCUGGCAAAAGGAAUGAAUGCCACAAUGAGACGGAUAGAUCAGGUGACCAACAUCCUGGCACCGCUGGCGGUGGGGCAGGUCAUGACCCUAGCCUCCAACGUAGUUGGUUGUGGCUUCAUCCUGGGAUGGAACGUCAUCUCUCUCAUUGUGGAGUUCUUCUUCUUGUCACGGGUGUACCGCAUCGUACCCGCUCUUUCUGUCAAACCACCGACGGUGGAGGUGGACCAGACCAAUCUGCAAGGGAUGGACCAGAGAGGAACGCAAGGUGAAGGUCAAGUGGUUCAUCCUCUGACGGAAAGCAACAGCGAUGCGAGCCUUCACCUGAAAGAAAUCACCAACCUCCCGCUGUGCUUCCGGAGGUUUCGCUGGCUGGUGAGCACCUGCAAGGACGGAUGGAGGUCUUACUAUCAGCAGCCGGUCUUCCUGGCGGGAAUGGGCCUGGCGUUCCUCUACACCACCGUACUGGGCUUUGAUUGCAUCACCACCGGCUACGCCUACACUCAAGGCAUAAGCGGCUCCCUCCUUAGUUUGCUGAUGGGCGUGUCGGCCAUCACGGGUCUGAUGGGCACCGUCAUGUUUACGAGACUGAGGAAGACGUACGGUCUGAUCAACACUGGCGUUAUCUCCAGCUGCCUCCACCUGGGCUGCUUGCUCUUGUGUGUUUGCUCCGUCUUUGCCCCCGGCAGUCCCAUGGAUCUUAGCUUGCUCAUGCCCUACUUUACCUCAAACUCCUCUUCGGAGCUUGGCGAAAUGUCGAGUCGAAGACAAAAACAUACGUCUCCGCUGAGGGGAGGCAGCAAUCAACCACUUUUGCCCGACCGCUCCUCCAUCCACUGGACCAACAACACUGUGCUUUUUGACAACGCGCCUUCCGGUAGCGCGCCGGAGUCUUACAUCUCCAUCAUCUUCUUGUUCAUGGGGGUCAUCACGGCACGCAUCGGUUUGUGGUCCUUUGACCUGACAGUCACCCAGCUGUUGCAGGAGAACAUCUGUGAGUCCGAGCGAGGUGUUGUAAAUGGGGUGCAGAGCUCUAUGAAUUACCUGAUGGACCUGCUGCACUUCAUAAUGGUCAUCUCUGCUCCACAGCCGCAGCAUUUCGGCAUCCUAGUUCUCAUUUCCGUGCUUUUCAUCACCACUGGACACACUAUGUACUUCCUGUACGCGCACAAAGCCAAGAGAAAACGUCGCCCGGCCACUUAAAAGGGGAGACGCGGGCCACAAAUGCAAGCAUGAGAUGCUUUACCAGCUCUGAGUCCGCUCUGACUACGUGCGAUGAAUGUCUCCCUCCUGUUCCGUGACUUAGCCGUUCAUUUCAGCACACCACAGCCAGAGUUUGUCUCACCUCAGCUGCUUCCUCCCUGCAGGGCCUGCAUGUGUUAAAGCAGCAAACCAGAACUCAGGUGCAAUAGAAUGGGAGCAACACUGUAUCAUGAAUAUGAAUGGCCGCUAUAAAUGCAGCAAUGAAACCUCCAGGGGAGAUGUCCUAGUGGAAUUUACAACGAGCCUCUAUGCGUUAGCCUACCCCAUAGGAUUACUGCAAUGAAGCUUUUAAGGCUUCCGCUAUGAAAGUGGAUGGAUAGUGACUUUUUUUUUUUUAACCUGCACGGACAAAAGAACUGCUGUUGUGAGGAAAACACUGAUUGAAAAGAAAGACAUUCGUUAUACAGACGGUACUGAUCCACCCACUUGGAAAUAUUCCAGGAUUUCCAAUAAAGGAAAAUAAAGGGAAUCACGCAUGAGAUCAUGUGAAAUAAAAGUAAGAAAGGCAGCUGCCUUUUUAAUGGAUUUUUCUUACCUGAUUUAUUUUGCUGUGCAGGAAUCAAAGAACACAAAACCUACAAUGGCUUGUGUAUUUAAAAUAACACAGAGUUCAUUCUUUUUCAAAAUGUGUGUCACUUCUAUUGACAGUGCUCAACCACACUUCAAAUGAACCGACCAUGACCUCACUGCGACAAAGAACACAGUUGGCCGUAAACGCCUUGGGGAUUAUUUUCUGCCACUCAAUGUUUUUAUAUGGCCUUUGUGUACAUCCCACAACCAGCACCACCUCUGCAAUAUACUUGUAUCAUUUUCCUGUGACCUCUACAUAU
Molecule: messenger RNA, 2987 nt
Organism: Syngnathus typhle (broad-nosed pipefish)
Lineage: Eukaryota; Metazoa; Chordata; Actinopteri; Syngnathiformes; Syngnathidae
Product: solute carrier family 40 member 1
Biological process (GO): iron ion transmembrane transport
Cellular component (GO): membrane
Molecular function (GO): iron ion transmembrane transporter activity
Source: RefSeq, a predicted model, not a curated record